Messenger RNA from Salmo salar (Atlantic salmon), 3598 nucleotides. RefSeq names its product RING finger protein 11. Gene Ontology annotation, biological process: ubiquitin-dependent protein catabolic process. The record is from RefSeq and is a predicted model, not a curated record. Gene Ontology annotation, molecular function: ubiquitin protein ligase activity. Lineage: Eukaryota; Metazoa; Chordata; Actinopteri; Salmoniformes; Salmonidae. Gene Ontology annotation, cellular component: ubiquitin ligase complex.
UCACUUCUGUGUAUACAUUUUGUAAACAAAGCCAAAACAAAGAUGGAUUCAUCAAAAGGUUUCAUCUAAAAAUAUAGUCAGAUCGAAUAACCAAAUAGCACAAAUUGUAAUCGGUGUCAUACAGUUCGCUGACUUAGGUAUUGGUAUAAUUAGAUACAGCAUUUACAUGUCGUUGUUUCGAGCGAUAUUGACUUUUAUUUCCAAGUUACACAGCGAUUAGAAUUGUUUUUCUGCAUCGACGUUGGAGGGCUGCUGUUCAUUCCUACUCGCUAGCUACCCAGCAGGCUAGCUAAAAAGACAACUUAUUUAGCAAGACACGUACAAAUAUUUGUUUUUGUUGCUUAUCUUGCUGUCCUGUUAGCUAGCUGUCCUGUUCGUAGUGGGGGUUGUGUGUGCUGGUCCAGUUCAAUGGGGAACUGUUUGUCUUCGCAAGGCGCCGACGACUUGUCUCUCCUCAACGAGUCCCAGGAAGCCAGUGUUCCAGGGGAGCCUCCACCGCCUUACCAGGAGCGUGUCCAGGCGCCAGUGUACCACCCCACCCCGAGUCAGACGUGCCUGGCCAGCCAGCUGACAGAGGAGGAGCAGGUCCGUAUCGCCCAGCGGAUUGGCCUCAUCCAUCACCUCCCCAGAGGCAUCUUCGACCCCGGCUCUGAGCCCUCUGACAAGAAAGUCAAAGAGUGUGCGAUCUGCAUGAAUGACUUUGAGUACGGCGACCCCAUCCGGUUCCUUCCCUGCCUGCACAUCUACCACGUGGACUGCAUCGACACCUGGCUGAUGAGGUCCUUCACCUGUCCUUCCUGUAUGGAGCCUGUGGAUGCCGCCCUGCUCUCCUCCUAUGAGACCAACUGAACUGGUCUCAUAGGAGACCAGUUCACUCAUCUGAGCAGUCUCUGGCUGGGUCCUGUUCAUUAGGCCAAACAGAAGAAAACUGAUUAAAACAAGGAGGGACUUGACCUGGACUUGUCCAAUAAGAAAUGCUUGUUCAAUUUUUUUCAGUUGCAAAACUAUUCCCUAUAUAAUGUACUACUUUUCACCAGAGCCUUAUAGGCCCUAAUCCAAAGUAGUGCAUUAAAUAGGGAAUAGGGUGCACACAAUCCUAGAAACUUCCCCUCUAACAGAGGUGCCAAACACCCUUAUGACACAUCACUUCUUUACACGGAUGUUCUGUUCUAGUCACACAGCCCUGGGAGGAGAGAUGGUUUGUGUCAAAAUAUAUAUAUAUUUUUAAAUGUAACCUUUAUUUAACUAGGUAAGUCAGUUACGAACAAAUUCUUAUUUACAAUGACUGCCUAAACCGGCCAAACUCGGACGAUGCUGGGCCAAUUGUGCGCCGCCCUAUGGGACUCCCAAUCACGGCUGGUUGUGAUACAUUCUGGAUUCGAACCAGGUUGUCUGUAGUGACGCCUCUAGCACUGAGAUGCAGUGUCUUAGAUCAUGGCACCACUUGGAAGCUCCAUAUGUAGGGCGUGCCACACUGAGUAUGUUGAAAGUGGGGUGUUCUACUCUGUAUUGGGGCUUUUGGAAUUAGGAACGUCUGUCUCUUUCGCCUUUUCAGACUUGUUGCCAAAUACAUCUUAAGUGAAGUGAAGGAUAUAGAUGGAGAACUUUAGAAGUCAUGAUGAGAGAUAUUAUUGACAACUGAUUUCACCUUUGGAUGAUCUGAGGGUGGUAGACUAGGGAUUGUCCCAUUAGUUUAGUUUAUGUAGGCUGGUCUUGGAUCUGUUAGUGCUGUCUUCUUGACAACAACUGAUAAGACAGCACAACAACUGGCACGACAGCACAAACAGAUCUAUAUCUUUAUUUAUGUGGUUGGUUUAUUUUAAUUCCCUUUUCAAUUAUCCUCCUCCAGACUAAAAUGUGCAAUAUGAUGUGAGGAAGUGCUAGAAUUGCACCGUUCUGAUUGGUCAAAAGAAGGUGACCCCCGACCUUAACACUGCUGUCUCAGCCAAUUAGCUUUAAGACGGAUAUGGCCUUGAAUGUCUCUCAAAAAAGCACAGGGCUUUUGACUAGAAUGCAAUUUUUUUCUAAUUAAAGGGCAAUCAUAGAGAGAGAAAAAAGUUCACAAAGUAAUGAGAUAUGAGAAUAAGCUAUGAGGUCUCCAUCCCAUGCCGGUCUAGUAGGUUACUUCAUGACUUACCACUGGCCUCAUACCUUUAUUGGAGAUGUUACUAGUGGCCUCAUACCUUCAUUGGAGAUGUUGGAUUUGUAUCUAUGUUGUUUUACAGGGUGGGUUGUUGUAGCUGUUAGUUAGUCUGGUUCCAGAUCUAUUUGUGCUGUCUUGCCAAGGUGGCGAGCCUUACUAGGCUAGCUCUUAGUACCUUAAACUGCAUUUUCACCUUGGAUCUUUUUCCUUACAAAGCUUUGCCUUGACUGUGCUGUCUUACUCUUAUGAGAUCAUGGUUUGUUGUUGUUGUUGUUCAUUCUUAUGUUUACUGUUAGUGAGUGACUUUUGCGUCCAAAAUGGCACCCUAAUCCCUAUAUAAUGCACUACUUUUGAGCAAAGCACGAUGCAGGAACUGGUCAAGAGUAGUGCACUAUGUAGGGAUUAGGGUGCCAUUUUGGACGUAGACAAAAAUGCUGUGCUGUCAUCUAUCCCCGAACUCUAUGCACCAUGGGAUCUCCUCUGGUACCGUGUAGGUCUGGGACUGUAUUCACAAAGAGUCUUAGAGUAGGAGACCGUUUUGCCUUUUGGAUCAUAGUUAUAUGGACUCCUAGUCUUUGUGACUACAGGCCUUGAAUCAGGACGGAGGAAAUAUCUUGUUUGUUCUCCUUUUCCCUCUUCCUCCUUCUAUUUCUCCUACUACUCACUCUAUUGUCUCUUUGAAUAACUUUAUUGUAGAAGUGUUUGACAAGAGAAAAAGAGAAUGAAUACGUGUCAAAAUAUAAUUGACACUGUUUUGGAAACUGUGUGUAAAGGUUGUAUCUAGAGUGUUUUCCAAUGUUUUCAGAAAAUGUGUUUGUGAAUAUAGAUCUGUUUUUUGUAUUGUGGUGAUGAUCUAUUCUACAUGAUUGAAUUCCAGAGACUUUUUAAACUGCUUUGGCGAUUUGAUUAUUGGACUAAAAUGAAUAGGAAACUAUUAUUGAUUGACUGUGGUUUGAUACUAACAAAGUAAGGACAAUGAGAGAGGGUACAGACUCAAACUGAGGAGAAUAGAAUGGAUAAUGAAUUGAACCCAUUCAGAAUGGAACUAUCUGAUCGUGGACAUUACUGUGGUGAAGUCAAAACCAGGACCGCAUUUGAAAUGUACCCUCAUCACCAACUCUUAAGGUGAAAGUGGGGAAAAUAUAACUGCUAUUCAGUCCUAGACCUAUGGCCUUUUAGGUGAAAGUGGGGAAUAUAUGACUGCUAUUCAAUUCAGUCCUAGACCUAUGGCCUUUUAGGUGAACGUGAGCCAACUCCUGUGAAGUACAAUCAUUUCUGAUACUCGUGUCAUUGUUUUAGUGCUCCUUGAAGCUGGAGAUGGAGAGUGUGUCUACUAAAAGAAGAAAAUUAUUAGUCAGAAUGUUCCUGGCUGCUGUUUCUGGGGUUUGUAAUGUGUGUGCAGUGAGGACUCAGCUUUUAGGAAAAACUACAAUAAAAAGUGGAUGCCAAAUCGAA